Heterotrigona itama is the source of this 834-nucleotide messenger RNA. Lineage: Eukaryota; Metazoa; Arthropoda; Insecta; Hymenoptera; Apidae. The record is from the annotation of a GenBank genome assembly.
AUGUCAGAUUCAUCGAGAUUGUCAAAAUAUACUGGGAAAAAUAUGAAUCUCAUGAACCAACGAUUCCGCUGCCAGGCGCACAGUCACACGUCGUCAAACUGCAACAAAAAAUCAGUAAAUCUCAAAACAAGGCAAAGAAUAUCAUAUGCAAGAGCCCAUAACUUCAGCAAAUCGAACAUUUUCUCAACCCGAAACUAUCAAUUAGACGAUAUCAAAGCAACAGACCAACAAGACGGAUCACUAUCCACUAAGAAGAAACCAAGAGUAUUAAUAGCUGUUCACAAGGAUAUUACUACGGAAGAUACACUACAACCAGCUACUUCAAACAUAAAAGUACUUACCAUCAAGAUCAAAACCACUCCCAAAUUAACGGUCGGAGCAACAUAUUCUCCCCCCCCCUCUCCUCAAUCAAAAUACCAUCUCCCCCUCGAUCUGGACUCUAUCUGCCGCAAAGAACAGGACUCUACAUCAUCGGCGAAACUGCAACAGAUUCAAAAUAAACCAGAAAUUAACAACCACAGCCGACAUAGACAACGAAGCACUCAUCCAGCUAAUUCAAACAUUUUCGAAACGCAACGUCCAAAACUCCAAACGAUUAAUUCUCCUCCGCAAACCCUGUUCUCCAAUACCUCAUCAAAAAUAGAAAUAAACAGGCGGAAGUUCCAAAAAACUGGUUACCUCUUCCACAAUCUACAUAGAAGCUUUUUCUCAAAUCUCAUCCGCAGAAGCCCGAAACCAAAUAUGGCAGGACAAGCUUGCAAACAUCAAGAAAAUGGACUACACACUUUAGUAGACUUUCAAGGCUGCCGGCACCGAAAAACACAAGAUAUUUAA